GGUUUCCGCGGGCGGUGCGAGCCGCGGCCCCGCCAUGGCGGCGCAGGGGGAGGACCCGCUGGGCUAUUUCGCGGCCUACGGCAGCUCCAGCUCCGACUCGGAGCCCGAAGAGCCCCAGCCCGACGAGCGCCCGGCGGGAGCCGGCGCGGCCUCGGGGGGCAGCCCGGGGCGGCCGCGGCUGCCGUCGCCCGACGAGCUCUUCCGUCGGGUGUCGCAGCCGCCCGCCUUCCUCUAUAACCCUCUCAACAAGGAGAUCGACUGGGAGAGCCGCGUCGUGCGGGCGCCCGAGGAGCCCCCCAGGGAGUUCAAGGUGUGGAGGAGCAACGCCGUGCCCCCGCCGGAGACCUACAGCCCGCCCGAGAAGCCGCCGCCGCCGGCCCCCACCCUGGACAUGGCCAUAAAGUGGUCCAACAUCUACGAGGACAAUGGUGACGACGCGCCCCGGCAGGCCGGCAAAGCCAAGUUCCUGCCGGAUGAGGAGCAGGAGCUGCUGGAGUCGGAUGGUGAAAAAGAUGACGAACUCGCUUCUGCUAAGAAACGUAAAGUAGAGUCUGGAGAGCAGGCAAAGAAGAAGAAGAAGAAGGUAUAAGCAAGGUGUUUUGGAUUUAGACAUAAUGAGAAUUUCAAGGAACUUGAAUUCCUCUGCUGGAAUGGGAAACAAAUAUGUGUUUACUGCAUUUCUCUCUCGGAUUGGGUAGGGAAUUUUAUUUCUGUAGUAUGCUUGCCUUUUGGAAAGCACAAAAUCAAAUGGACAGUGUUGUGGUAGAACUUGUUUACUGAACAAAAUUUAAACCUGUUUAUUUAAAACAUGGAUUUAGAAGAGAGAUCCAUUGCCCUGGAUACUUGUGCUUGUGCAGGUUACAGGGCUUCACAGUACUUUGUUUAUCAAGAAACCUGGUAACAUGCAUUUUUCUGGACUGACUUUUCCAUUGUGUCAAAACCUUUUAUAAAGGAGUAUAUACUAAAGAUUUUUUAGGUACUAGUCUGUGAUAUGUUCACAUAAUGUUGUUUUUAAAUGUAUGUAUAGACUGCAGAUAGUCACUGGAAUAAAACUACAUUUGAAAACAUCAUGAUAUAAAUACUGCAUUGCAUGCUUGGUGAGUAAGAAUAAUGAAUUCUGUAUUAUAUGUCAUUCAUUGAUGUGUCACUUAACAGAUUCCUCAGGGCUUUUUUGUUUAAACAAAUCCACAACUACAGACUGAAAAAAUGGACCUAUAAAUGGAGUUCAGUAUUUUAUCAUUAUUUUGAUGUUAUGGGAUCUUCAUCAGUGAAACAUGAGACUAACUGAUGGAGGGAGAAUUGAAGCAUGUAAUGUUUCUGAAACAGAAAAUAGAAUCAAGAUAUUUAUGUGGACAGAA
Oenanthe melanoleuca is the source of this 1358-nucleotide messenger RNA. It is a transcript of the gene C8H1orf52, whose product is annotated as chromosome 8 C1orf52 homolog. Lineage: Eukaryota; Metazoa; Chordata; Aves; Passeriformes; Muscicapidae. The record is from RefSeq and is a predicted model, not a curated record. The coding region runs from base 35 to 589 and encodes 184 amino acids. The transcript has 3 exons.